Molecule: messenger RNA, 1851 nt
Organism: Wyeomyia smithii (pitcher-plant mosquito)
Lineage: Eukaryota; Metazoa; Arthropoda; Insecta; Diptera; Culicidae
Exons: 1
Coding region: 1-1851 (616 amino acids)
Source: RefSeq, a predicted model, not a curated record
AUGUCCGACCAGGAUUUGAAAAACGCGAUUCUCCGACUAACCGAACUGGUAGUCAACCAACAAGAGCAGAUUCAACUCCUCAAGCGAACCGGUCAAGCCAGCCAACCGGGAAGCGAGAAGAUAAUCGAAUCGUUGGCCACGGGAAUUGAAGAUUUUUACUACGAUCCUGACGGUGGAGUGUUCUUUGACGCGUGGUUUGCUCGCUACGAAGAUGUCUUCAAGGUCGACGGCAAGAAUCUAGACGAUCCAGCGAAGGUGAGGCUACUCUUAAGAAAAAUCGGCACCCAGUUCCACGAGCGAUACGUAAAUAGUAUCCUGCCAAGACAUCCCCGCGGUUUUGGCCUGGACGAAACGGUGAAGAAACUUAAGAAACUUUUUGGUCAUCAAACCUCACUGUUCAACGAUCGUUACCGUUGUCUUAAGUAUACUAAGAACGAAGCAGACGAUUUUUCAAGUUAUGCUGCCUCUGUGAACAAGCAUUGCGAAGCAUUCCAACUCAUCAAGCUCACUGAUGACCAAAUCAAGGCGCUACGUUUUGUUCGCGGUCUACAAUCUCCCCGCGAUGCAGACAUCCGAACUCGAUUGAUCGGCAAAUUGGAAGCUGAAGAGCAUGCUCCGCCAGCAGACGGCACAAAGCUAACCUUUGAAAAUCUCGUCGAGGAGUGUCAUCGGUUCAACAAUCUAAAGCAGGACACCAAGUUGGUAGAGAAGCCCGUUCCGGAAAAAUCCGUCGUCAACGCUGUUUCCACCAAGCCUGCUAAGAAAAAACAACCAAAAUCUCCGUGCUGGUUUUGCGGUGAUUUACAUUUCGUAAAGGAAUGUUCCUAUCAAGACCACAAUUGCAACAAGUGCAAACGAAAAGGGCAUAAAGAAGGUUACUGCUCAUCCGCUGAAUCAAAAUCAAAGCCAGCAAAGAAGUUCGAAAAACAAAAGUACAAAGCAUUUGUGAAGUCCAAAGGAAUUUCAGUGAAACGCAUCGAUCUUCAAGGGAAGAGGAAAUACGUUACUGUUGGAAUCAAUGGCAAAGAAGCUGUCCUUCAGUUAGAUUGCGCUUCUGAUAUCACCAUUAUUUCUACGCAGACCUGGGAGGCGAUAGGCAAACCAGCCAUCAACGAAACUGACAUAACCGCCAUCAGCGCUUCCGGAGACAAGAUUAACAUGGCUGGUGAGUUCCUUGCAGACAUAACCAUCCGAAGCGUGACAAAAGCUGGCAUUGUCUAUGUGUCAUCAAGCCCGGAUUUGAAUGUCCUUGGAAUUGAAACAAUCGAUCUAUCCCAUCUAUGGUCGAUUCCUUUCAACUCACUGGUCAAUGCUGUGCAUCAGAAGCCGGAAGACAUUGAGCAAAAGCUGCGUACGAAGUUCCCGGAAGUGUUCCAGAGCACACUUGGCCGGUGUACCAAAGCAAAAGUUAAACUCUACCUAAAGCCCAACGCCCGUCCCGUGUACUGUCCCAAGAGACCAGUUGCAUAUGCUGCUCUUCCCAAGGCGGAUGUCGAACUUCAACGUCUUCAGGACAAGGGAAUUAUCUCACCAGUGAAGUUUUCCGACUGGGCAACUCCAAUAGUAGUGGUCCGUAAGUCAGACAACGUUUUCGUCCGUAUCUGUGGCGACUAUUCUACAGGGUUAAACAAUGCGCUAGAAUCAGAUGCCCAUCCGCUACCACAUCUAGAUGAUAUUUUUGCAGAUCUAGCUGGCUGCCGUUAUUUCUCCCAACUCGAUUUUUCUGAUGCGUACCUGCAAGUCGAGAUUGAAGAGGAAUCACAAAAGUAUCUGACGAUAAACACUCAUCGAGGACUGUUCAAAUACAACCGUCUGCCACCUGGAAUCAAGUCCGCUCCUGGUGCCUUCUAA